Molecule: messenger RNA, 1053 nt
Organism: Coccomyxa subellipsoidea C-169
Lineage: Eukaryota; Viridiplantae; Chlorophyta; Trebouxiophyceae; Coccomyxaceae
Exons: 8
Coding region: 1-1053 (350 amino acids)
Source: RefSeq, a predicted model, not a curated record
AUGGGGAAAGGUGGUAGUAAGGCCAUUGGAAAAGCACAGAACGCAACAAAAGCCACGAAUGCUGCUGCCGAGGUGAAGAAGCAAUCGGGAUCGAAGCCUAAGAAUACAGCAAAGGAGCUGGAACUCGAGAAGCUUGUCAAGAAAAGGGAGCAAGCUUCCAAGACACAGCGCAGCAAGAUUGACAAUGACAAUGAAGGUGCUGCCAGCGACGCAGAGCCUGACCUUCAGGGCAAGGAUUUGUUAGGGCGCGCCAAAGGCAAACCUGUAGCCAGAAAGGGGCGCCAGUCCAGCGCUGCCAAGGGCGCGUCUUGUGCAGAAGACGAUGUUGCCAUGGAUGAAUGUGACGGCAGCGGCAUGGACUAUGUGAAGCAGGGCAAGAAGGGUGUCAAGAAGUCAGCUGCUCAUGGCAAGGCAUGCGCAGCACAGGAGAGUGCAGAGGAUGAAGCAGAUGAUACAGAUGAUGAUGCAGAAGACCCAGAUGCUGGUGAGGGUGACAGCAGUGCUCAACACGAAGAGGGCAGCGAAGACAGCGAUUCCAACAGUCUGGGUGGCUGCAGCAGUGACAGCGAUGAUGGUGAUAAUGACGACGAUGAUGACAGCGAUGAAGAGGAGCCCCCAUCGCAUGUCAGGGCAGGCAGGAAAGCGAAGGGCAAGGCUCCUUCAAAGCAGCCCGAACUCAGGCUCAACAGGAAGAAGAUCAAGAAGGGUCACCAAGGCAGGCAUGAACUGUUGGCAGCAAUAAAGUCCCUCUUUGAAGAAAAGUCAGAGAAGAAAGGACGCAAAAAGAGCACCAACGAGGAGCAGAGCACACUCACCCCUGAUCAGAGAAAGGACAUUGUACGCUACUGCAAAGAGCACCUGGCCAAAAGAUCCAUGUACCCAUCCCACGCUGAGCUGGAGAAGGCCGCCAAGAAGCUGGCGAAGGGUGAAGACGAGAAGAGCGCAUCCUUCAGGCGGGCCGUCAAAAAAGUGGUGAGCACAGCAAUGACUAAGCAGGUCCGGGGCGAGACCUCCAAGGCAGUCAAGGCAGCCAGGACCAAGUAUUACGGCUAG